Molecule: messenger RNA, 3816 nt
Organism: Liolophura sinensis
Lineage: Eukaryota; Metazoa; Mollusca; Polyplacophora; Chitonida; Chitonidae
Product: baculoviral IAP repeat-containing protein 2-like
Exons: 8
Coding region: 1097-2011 (304 amino acids)
Biological process (GO): positive regulation of protein ubiquitination; negative regulation of apoptotic process; regulation of cell cycle
Cellular component (GO): nucleus; cytoplasm
Molecular function (GO): cysteine-type endopeptidase inhibitor activity involved in apoptotic process; ubiquitin protein ligase activity
Source: RefSeq, a predicted model, not a curated record
UUUCAGUGAGUCACAACACAGAUUUAUCAAAAUUUACCAGACGGUGUGCCUGUGAAAUAGUGAGUACGAUUUCUUCAUUUCAUGUACAGACAUGUUUUGUGAGGCUUUACUGUCACGUGGGCCAUUUGUUCAGAGCUUCGGCUACAGAGCCUUGCCCGCUGGAAAGGCCUGUUGUAGUGCACAGACCUCCAUGUUGUGUACCAGAGGGACUUGCUAAGUUAGCUUCCUGCUAGACCAGUAUAGGCCCAUAAGACCUUUGUUGCCGCUCGCCGACUGAUGUGCACGGACAGCUACACAAGCGGCUCAGUAGUGUGUACAGGCCUAUGCAUGUGUGAGAUACUAUAUCGUAUAUAAUGCUGGUUACUCUUCAAAAGAUCGACAAGCGCGCAUGCGGUCAAUUUCCGUGAAUUCGAGUGAAUAUCGAACUGAAAUGUACAUGACGCAGGCUUUCUUUUCGACUAGCAGAAUGUAGGCAUACAUGUCCCACUGACUCGGGACAGUAGGUCCAUGAAGGACACCUUGACAACGUGUGUAAAAAUCUGAAUUUGAAUCGCACAGCCGUUAACCCAAAGACCCAGGGCGAUGGGCCUCUAACAUUUUAUCCCACCCAACAUUCUGUUCACAGGGCAUGCACAGGCCACAGGCGGAGUCAUAAUAAAGUGCGACCAUUGUUAGUGGCGAAGUUAUAAUCUCUGCGUAAGUGGUAAGGUCUGACAGCAACCUGUGGAUGGUCGUGGGUUUCCCUGGGGCUCUGCCCGUUUCUAGCCACCAAAAUGCUGACGGUGUAUAAGUGAAAUAUUCUUGAGUACGGCGUAAAACACCAAUCAAAUAAAUAAAUAAAUAUAAUCUCUGCCACUCAUUAUGGUGGGAGGUAACUGGGGAAACCCACGACCAUCCACAGGCUGCUGGUAGACCUUCCCACAUAUGUGGACAUCACAGGUGGAGUUAUAAGAAGAUGAGGCCAUUGUUACAGGUGAAGAGAUAAGGUGCUUUCAGUGCUGUCAUAAUUGCGAGGAUGGAGCCCUAAUGCAGCUGUACUGGUUAAGAUUUUGAUAAUUUAUACAGCCUUCGUACAGUUGAGACACUCCUUACUUAUAUGGACAGCCUUGGGAAAUUCUAUGCUAGGUCCGGGGCUCGUUACUCUCACUACGCAGACAGAAGAGCCCGAGUGAAUUCCUUUGUCGGCUGGCCCCGUGACCGUGGACAAAGACCCCAGGAAUUAGCAAACGCUGGACUGUUCUACACUGGAAACGAAGACUGCACCCGUUGUUUUUACUGCGGAGGUGGUUUACGGAACUGGCUUCCCGGAGAUCGACCGUUCGUUGAGCAUGCGCGAUGGUUUGCGGAUUGUCAGUAUAUACGUUCUGUAAAGGGGGACGACUUUGUCAACAACGUCAACAUCAACUUUCCAAGACAUUACCAGCAAACCGACGGUCCUAGUGAAGAACCCCAGGUCGCUCAGAACACAACCCCCGUUCCAGAUCUUCAUGAAUUAGUGGAUAAGGUGAUAAAACAACCGUGCGGAGAAGCUCUGCUUGUUUUAGGUUACCCUCCCAAACUUGUCCGAGCCGCAAUUACAAAUCUUCUCAAUGCUUCCGGCUGGGAUGAAACCCAAAUUACGUCAGAAAAGCUGGCGAGGAUCACCUUGGAAAUGGAAGAUGCCAUUGGUGAAUUCAGGGAAGUUGAGCCAGAAAAAUCUCAUACUGUCGCUUUUGGAGAAGGAAAGAGUACAGCUGUCAUGGAUAAACCCUCGCCUAAAUCUUCAUCUUUUAACUCACCAGUUUUACCUGAGCGUGCCAGAGAAAAAGCGGCUAAUGGUAUGCACGAACUUUUGGUCGAAAACCAAAGGUUGAAGGAACAGAUGAAGUGCAAGGUGUGCAUGGACCGUGAUGUAACCAUCGCUUUGUUGCCUUGUAGUCACCUCGUCACUUGUGACCAAUGCUGUGUUGACCUCACCUACUGUCCACUCUGUCAUCAGACCAUCGCCGCACGAGUGAAGACCUACAUAUAAACAGCAGAGCUCAAGAACGCAAAAGAUGCCACAAUACUGGCCCUUUAGAAAACGAGGUGGCGUAUCGGAACCCAACUCCGUCAUGCAUUGACAGCUGCAGAUUAGGUGAAGCAGUUUGUCAAGUCCAUGAUGAGGUGCAAUGAAACGCUCAAUCAGUGUAGACGAUGGGAAUGAAAAGGCGUAAGGCGAAAGAUUCACACGGGGAUUUGGCUUCUCAGAAUGAGUUAACAAAGAAGUGAAAGAUUGCGGUACGACAAACUGCGAAAGGGAAACAAUUCGGAAAGUGAGUGAGUACUUGUGGAUUAACGUCGUACUUUGCAAUUUUUCAGUGAUAUGACAAAGAAGGUGUCUUUAGACUGCAUGUGAUGUGCCUCCUUGUUGCAGGACGGAUUUCCACCGCUCUUUUAUCUAGAGCUGCUUCAGUGAGACGACUUAACGAAGGCACUUAAGCCGCUCCGCUCGAGCCGUUAUACUGAUACAGGUAAACGAGUCGUUGCACUAUCCCCCUUAAUUAAUGCUGGGACACCAAGCCAGGAAGCUACAACUUCCUCUUUUAUAGUCUUAGGUGUGACCCGACCCAGAUUGAAUCUGGAUCUACCGUCUCCCGAAGGUGACGCUCUGACAACUGUGCUACCGGGCCGGUCUCAGUUCGGAAAGGAAACACUGUCUGAAGGAAAAUGCUGAACAUUAGGGAAAGGACACAACAAAAUUACAACUAGAUUUACCAUCCGAAAUUACCAUCAAAACAUAUUCUCAUACGCGAGCUUGGACUAACAGGUCAUCGCCUAUGUGGGCGCCUCAGAACCCCAAAGACUGUCGAUAUAACUACGAAGACAAUAAUUCAAUUGCUAUCUGCAGGAUGCAGGGGAAUAUCAGAUACUUCGGGCAUAUACGAUUUUUGUAAUCGAUUACAUAUACGCUUAUGUGUGAUGAAGAAUAAAAAGCGGUGCCGGCUGUCUUUCAUACUUUUGUCCAUACUGCACCCAAAUGUUUACAACAUAGAUACAUAUACGUGUUAGUUGUAACCUUACUCCUCCUCUAAAUAUCUGCGCUUUAAAUGCAAGAAUAAUAUUGGUACUAGAAUGCAUUUAUACCCAAAACACCAGAGAUGACAAAGUAACUGGUAUAUCGAGUGGACCAGUCAUCAGUGUACGAAUAUCUGAUAUCUGUCCAUGGUCUGCUGUCCUGGGUUUCGGACAUGAUGGGGAGUUCGACACCAGUGGGGAGGCGGUAUAUUCUUUUAUAUAUAUAUUCUUUGUCCGUAGGUGGCGCUGGUGUGAAGCAAGACUACAAGCCAUUGUUACGUCGAGAAUGGAUUGUACCGUUACAUAUCAGUUUCUAUUGUAAGGCCGUACUGCCUUUAAUGUGACGUCAUCAUUAUCAGCUGGGAAAGGAACAUUUGAUGUCACUCAAUGCAACAGUCUAAAGUGUGAACAUGUGUGCAUUUCUGCGGCGAAGGCAGUUGAGGCUACAUGACGACCCUCUUCUGACAUCUGCUCGAGCAGGUCAGAGCAGCACGUACUUGAUCUGUAUCCUUAUGUUCAGGUGGAGGUAAUGACGUGUUAGUCAAGUUUACACUCUUAAAACACACAAGACGCACAGCACAGAAAGUAAAUCCAGAUCACCGAUGACAGUGUUAUAGUUGGCAAAGUGCAACACGUAACCGGUUAAAUCUGGCCUCUAGUUAUUCUAUCUCAGGAUUUUAUGCAUACCUGGAUUAUACUUCAGCGGCUUUACUGGCUGAAAACUUUUUAAGAUUUUGUGAUAAUUAUAUGCUCCCAGUAAUAAAUGAUGAUUCUCUUUUU